UGUCUCCAAUGCAUUGAACGCUGAAAAUGUUGUGAAAAAGUGGUUUCUCUGCCAUUUUUUAACUCAAAUAAUUUGUAUAUUAUUUUUAAUUUCGUGAAUUAUAUGAACUGGGUGAUUUGUUGGAGUGAAAUCAAAAUUAACAUUUCAUACAACAGUUAUACACGUAUUGCUAUACAAAUCACUAGACUAUUGAGAAAACUCAUUGAUAAUAGCGAAGCGAUAAUUAGUGUAUACAUGAAAAGUAUCGCAAACUCCCUGUGAAACCCAUAUAUAAAGUGAUUAUUAAAUGUAAUAUAAUUUAUGAUAUUAUACACGAAUAUAAUUAAUAAUAUUUUGCACUCAAUCUCAUUGUGUUAUUAAUUAUUUGUGUAUUUUAUUAACAAGUUUUUUGGUGUGCAAUACCUACACGUAUAGCAAAUAAUACGCUAAUAAUAAUGCAUGCAAUUAUAUAAUUAAUCGCUUUUCACGCCAACAAAAAGUAUUGCCAUCGCGAAGAUAUCCGGAGGAAUGAGUGCCACGAAUACCACGUUCUGGAAGCAGUUCUCGUCGAAUAAUAGCUCAACAGAUAGUAACCAAAGAACUAGUGGUGGAAGUGGUGGUGGUUUAGGAGGUAGUGGUGGUGGUGGUGGACAGUCACCAGUCGGCGGUGGGACUAAAUUUCCCGGACGUGUCAUCAUGAAGAACAACAACUACUUCGCCGCCAAUCAGAGCCAACCGGUGACCACUGCCACCGGUGGUGACCAUCAAAGACAUCGUCAACAGAAACAACGGACUAGUAGUCUGUCGGGUAUGCCAUCGACCGCUGCCUCGCAGACAACGCCCACUAAACUGAGCGGUGGGGCCGCACAUCACCGACAGGGAAGUGGUGGUAGUGGUGGUGGUGGUGGCGCUCACUAUCACCACAAGCGUAACAACUCAUCCAGUUUUGAAGUGUUCACCGCCAGCUGCGACGACGCCUGGGACUCAACCAUCGAUGACUGCCUUCAGGCCACGAAUCAUAUGAAUAAUCAUUUCAAUAGCAAUCAGUCGGCCAUCGAUUCCCGACUUUCGAGUAAUAUAUCGGCGCUUCUCAUCCGAGAGACGCCUUCGACAUCGAAGCCAAUAAGACACUCGUCGACCGCCAAUAACUCCAGAGGUGACGAAAAUAGCAAACCAAACCAAAACCAGACACAGACGACAACAACGACCGCCACAUCGACACCAAACACGGCGCCAAUCAUCACCGAAACGGAUCCCAAAUUAGCCAAAAUCAAGAAAAUCGUAUUCGACGACGAGGUGACCGACUUGAACCAACUGCGAUCCCUGGCCUGGGCCGGCAUUCCCAAUGAGGUGCGGCCCAUAACGUGGAAACUGCUGUUGGGAUACCUGCCUAUCGUGCGGUCGAAGCGCCGGCAGAUUGCCGACAGAAAACGGGCCGAAUAUCAGGACCUCGUGAACCGGUAUUACUAUAAUCGUCCCGAGAAUGACGAGAUCUGGCGUCAGAUCCAUAUCGACAUACCGCGGAUGCAGCCCUUGAUCUCCAUAUUCCAGCAGCCGUUGGUUCAGGGCAUCUUUGAGCGCAUACUAUACAUCUGGUCCAUCCGGCACCCGGCCAGCGGCUACGUGCAGGGCAUGAACGACUUGGUGACCCCCUUUUUCGUGACCUACCUGUCCGAGUUCAUACCGGACAACGCGCUCUCCAAAGUGGAGUCGUUCGACGUGUCGACGCUCGGGGCGGACACGUUGGCGGGCGUGGAGGCCGACUCGUUCUGGUCGUUCACCAAACUCCUCGACUCCAUACAAGACAACUACACGUUCGCUCAGCCGGGUAUCCAGCGGCUGGUGAACCUGUUGUCGUGUGUGGUGUCCCGCGUGGACCGUAUUAUUAGUACAAUGUAUACACUAUAA
This is a messenger RNA of Oppiella nova, 1887 nucleotides long. The record is from the annotation of a GenBank genome assembly. NCBI's taxonomy places the organism in Eukaryota, Metazoa, Arthropoda, Arachnida, Sarcoptiformes, Oppiidae.